This is a messenger RNA of Acaulospora morrowiae, 1004 nucleotides long. Lineage: Eukaryota; Fungi; Glomeromycota; Glomeromycetes; Diversisporales; Acaulosporaceae. The record is from the annotation of a GenBank genome assembly.
AUGCCACCAAAAGAAGAUUGGGAAAAAUGUGAUGUCAAGAAACGAAGCGAAUUAUUCUUGGCCGUAAAAUUAUCCACAGAUUUUCCUAUUUCCCGAAAUACAGCUCUCGACGAAAAUGAUAUUGCAUUACUAAAGACAUACGGUCAAGGACCAUAUGCAAAGGAGUUAAAAAAAACCGAUAGCGAUAUCAAAGAUAUACAGAAAAGGAUAAAUGAAAAAAUAGGUGUCAAAGAAUCGGAUACUGGUCUCGCACCGCCGAAUCUCUGGGAUAUUCCUGCAGAUAAACAACGAAUGCAAGAAGAACAGCCUCUGCAGGUUGCUCGUUGUACGAAAAUUAUUCAAGCAGGAGAAAAUGAAGAUUCGAAGUAUAUCAUAAAUGUAAAGCAAAUCGCAAAAUUUGUUGUUGCAUUAGGCGAUCGCGUUUCGCCUACUGAUAUUGAGGAGGGAAUGCGAGUCGGAGUUGACCGUAACAAGUACCAGAUUCAAAUUCCAUUGCCACCAAAAAUCGAUCCCUCAGUAACGAUGAUGCAGGUGGAAGAAAAACCCGAUGUCACUUAUAGUGAUGUUGGUGGAUGUAAAGAGCAAAUCGAAAAACUCAGAGAAGUUGUCGAAUUACCAUUACUUCAGCCCGAAAGAUUUGUCAGUCUCGGUAUCGAUCCUCCCAAAGGUGUUUUGCUAUAUGGACCUCCGGGAACCGGGAAAACACUUUGUGCUCGCGCAGUUGCAAACCGUACUGAUGCGACAUUCAUUCGUGUUAUUGGUUCCGAACUUGUGCAGAAAUACGUUGGCGAAGGUGCACGUAUGGUUCGUGAAUUAUUUGAGAUGGCGCGUACAAAAAAAGCCUGCAUUAUUUUCUUUGAUGAAGUCGAUGCUAUCGGAGGUGCACGUUAUGAUGAUGGUGCUGGAGGUGAUAAUGAAGUGCAGAGAACAAUGUUGGAAUUAAUUAAUCAAUUAGAUGGAUUUGAUCCACGAGGGAACAUAAAAGUUCUAAUGGCUACUAAUCG